AUGAUGAUGAUUAAUCUUUUUGAAGUGGUCGUUCAGGUAGAAAACAGGGGAGAAAUUCCCGUCUAUCUGAAAGAGAAUUUCCUCUAUGCACUGCCAGGCCGCCACUGCCUUGUGAUCCGAAUUGCCCCGUUCAGCACAAAGGUUAUCCCGGCGCAUACAUUCUUUGCCCGCAACAAGUCCUUCGGGAGGCCCUCUACCGUAGAGGUUCAUAUAAAUGGGAAAUUAAUUCAGCGCUUGACGCCGCAAACCUUUGUGCAUUACCCGAAGAUCAUCGUUGAUGGUUUUACUGAUGAAGAGGGAUCAACCAUCCGUGUGGUUCGUCCUCAACGAGCUCUCGAACUCUCUCGUUUGAGGGCCUUCAACUUUCUUGCUAUGGGAUUCAAAGAAAGAAAGGAGGUGUGGCUUGUGAAGAAGUAA
Messenger RNA from Solanum verrucosum, 417 nucleotides. RefSeq lists its product as uncharacterized. The coding region runs from base 1 to 417 and encodes 138 amino acids. Lineage: Eukaryota; Viridiplantae; Streptophyta; Magnoliopsida; Solanales; Solanaceae. The record is from RefSeq and is a predicted model, not a curated record. The transcript is spliced from 2 exons.